CACCCGGCCACAGAGAAGUGGGUGACUUAGGAGUAUCCUCUCCGCUUGUGACCCUUAGUUUUGUCUGUGCACAACUCGCUCAAAAUGGGCAACUCACUAAGCAUAUUUUGUUCCUGGUUCCACCGCAGGUCCUGGCCACGCCAUCGGCAACCUGCUCGUCUUGUCCGUGAGGCCUUCCCAGCUGGCCGGGCUCACCCCGCGGCUCCUGCACCUGUGCCUGCCCUGGGAACCUUGGGCUGUUACCGAUUCCUCUUCAACCCUCAGCGACAUCUUGGGCCUUCUUUUCCAGUCAGGUGGGAUGGCGCCCCUGUGAGGCUGUGUCUUAUCCCUCGGAACACGGGCACCCCACAGAGGGUCCUGCCUCCUGUGGUCUGGAGCCCCCCCUCAAGGAAGAAACCCGUGCUGUCUGCUCGCAACUCCAGGAUGUUUGGACACCUCAGCCCCGUGAGGAUCCCUCGUCUCAGAGGCAAGUUUAACCUUCAACUUCCUUCAUUAGAUGAGCAGGUGAUCCCAGCCAGGCUCCCGAAGAUGGAGGUGAGGGCAGAAGAGCCCACAGAAGCAAUGGAGGUGAAAGACCAGGUAGAGACCCAGGGGCAGGAGGACAAUAAAAGGGGCCCCUGUAGCAAUGGGGAAGCAGCUUCCACCUCUAGGCCCCUGGAGACUCAGGGAAACCUCACUUCCUCCUGGUACAAUCCCAGGCCCUUGGAGGGAAAUGUCCACCUCAAGAGCUUGACAGAAAACAACCAGACUGACAAGGCCCAGGUGCAUGCAGUGAGUUUCUACUCCAAGGGCCAUGGAGUCGCCAGUUCACACAGCCCUGUUGGAGGCAUCCUUCCCUUUGGGAAGCCUGACCCACUUCCAACAGUGCUCCCUGCCCCAGUUCCGGGCUGCUCCCUGUGGCCAGAGAAGGCGGCCUUGAAGGUGCUGGGUAAAGACCACCUGCCCAGCUCUCCAGGCUUGCUGAUGGUGGGGGAGGACAUGCAGCCCAAGGAUCCUGCAGCUCUUGGAUCAAGUAGGUCUUCUCCACCCAGAGCUGCCGGCCACGGGUCCCGCAAAAGAAAACUGUCGGGGCCACCGCUGCAGCUGCAACCGACCCCUCCCCUGCAACUGAGGUGGGAUAGAGACGAGGGGCCCCCACCGGCUAAGCUUCCAUGUCUAUCUCCUGAGGCACUGUUGGUGGGUCAGGCUUCCCAAAGAGAAGGACGCCUCCAGCAGGGCAACAUGCGUAAGAACAUGAGGGUGUUAAGUAGAACAUCGAAAUUCAGGAGACUACGAGAGCUGCUUAGGAGGAGAAAGAAGAGACAGCAGGGCAGGCGUGGUGGCCCACGCCUGUAAUCCAGCACUUUGGGGGGCCCAGGCGGGCGGAUCAGGAGGUCAAGAGAUUGAGACCUGAGGAGCAUCUCUGCCUGCACCAUCUGGGAAGUGAGGAGCGCCUCUGCCCGGCUGCUCCACCAUCUGGGAAGUGAGGAGCGCCUCUGCCCAGCCGCCCCACCAUCUGGGAAGUGAGGAGCGCCUCUGCCUGGCCACCGCACCGUCUGGGCAGUGAGGAGCACCUCUGCCAGGCCCCCGCCCUCUCUGGGAAGUGACGAGCCCCUCUGCCCGGCCGCCUCACAGUCUGGGAAGUGAGGAGCGCCUCUGCCCAGCCGCCGCCCUGUCUGGGAAGUAAGGAGCGCCUCUGCCUUGCCGCCGUCCUGUCUGCGAAGUGAGGAGCGCCUCUGCCCGGCCUCCUCACCGUCUGGGAAAUGAGGAGCGCCUCUGCCUCGCCGCCGUCCUGUCUGCGAAGUGAGGAGUGCCUCUGCCCGGCCUCCUCACCAUCUGGGAAAUGAGAAGCGCCUCUGCCUGGCCGCCGUCCCAUCUGGGAAGUGAGGAGCACUUCUGCCCAGCCGCCACCCUGUCUGGAAAGUGAGGAGCACCUCUGCCCGGCCCCCUCACCGUUUGUAAGGGAGGAGCGCCUCUGCCCAGCCCCUGCACCAUCUGGGAAGUGAGGAGCGCCUCUGCCCGGCCCCCUCACCAUCUGGGAAGUGAGGAGCGUCUCUGCCCGCUGCUGUGCAACCUUCCAAGUGUGGUGUGUGAUCUUUCUGCCCUCCCCAAGUCUGCAUUUUCGACAUUAAAGUUUACUUUUUAAUUUAAAAAAAGGAGAUCGAGAUCAUUCUGGCCAACAUGGUGAAACUCCAUCUCUACUGAAAAUACAAAAAUUAGGCAGGCAUGGUGGCUUGUGCCUGUAGUCCCAGCUACUCGGGAGGCUGAGGCAGGAGAAUGGCUUGAACCCAGGAGGUGGAGGUUGCAGUGAGCCGAGAUCGCACCACUGCACUCCAGCCUGGUGACAGAGCAAGACUCCGUCUCAAAAAAAAAAAAAAAAAAAAAGUAAGACAUGGCAAACUGCAGUGGCACCCAGCCUGCCCCUGCUGUCUCCACACCUGCUGAGACUCCCUGCCCCUGGCCACCUACACUUCACGGAUCCCAGCUCCUCGUCUUACUCUGACUCGGCCCACGUGCUGUUGGGCCCCUCAUUUUGCCUGUCCCUCCACCUUCUCGCACACCAAGAAUUGAGUAAAAUUUGAU
This is a messenger RNA of Pan troglodytes (chimpanzee), 2562 nucleotides long. Its product is annotated as putative UPF0607 protein ENSP00000381418. The record is from RefSeq and is a predicted model, not a curated record. NCBI's taxonomy places the organism in Eukaryota, Metazoa, Chordata, Mammalia, Primates, Hominidae. The coding region runs from base 85 to 1335 and encodes 416 amino acids. The transcript has a single exon.